AUGCCUAGACAACGUUUAGAUCCGCAUGUUUCGACCAGUAAACAUCAGCACCCCUCCGCCAUCGUCAUCUUUAUCCUGAGCAACCACACUCCAAGCGUCAUCCCCGAUGCCCAUGUCGGGUCUGCCUUCAACAUUCUGAACCCGUGCCGGACUGGCUAUAGAAAGGCCUUCAACACGGGAAAGCAGGUCGUCAAAGCUGACUGA
This is a messenger RNA of Colletotrichum spaethianum, 204 nucleotides long. RefSeq lists its product as uncharacterized. Lineage: Eukaryota; Fungi; Ascomycota; Sordariomycetes; Glomerellales; Glomerellaceae. The transcript has a single exon. The coding region runs from base 1 to 204 and encodes 67 amino acids. The record is from RefSeq and is a predicted model, not a curated record.